CUGUUUAAUGCAGGAAGAAGGAGAGUUGUGGGGGAGACAUGAUGGAGCGCUACAGGCACUUACACAGGAUCAUUCUCAUGGUUGUUCUGCAAGGGGGGUUCCCAGGUUCGUACAGUCAGGAUUGGGCCAUUACCCUCCCUGAAUCCAUCAGAGCAUUGAGAGGAUCCUGUGUGGAGAUUCCCUGCACAUUCACCCUCCCCAGGGGCAACAAGGGCUUCAAUCUGAUUUGGUACAGAGAAACAAAGCAUUCGAGCAAUAUAAUAUUUAGCCAACAGGAUCCCUCUGAUGUGAGUGAGGGUUACAGAGGCCGCACUUCCCGGGUCGGCAAUGAGCCAAACAGCUGCUCCCUGAGGAUUAAUGAUGUGCAAGAAAGUGGCACUUAUUAUCCCUAUAUACAUGGGAACUGUGAUGUCAUCAGUGAGUGUCAGCGAGUGAGAGUUCAAGUCUCAGAUUCUCCUAAAAAUGCAACAGUUAUUAUAUCUGAUGGGAAGAAGGAAAUGAAAGAAGAUAAAGCCAAAAAUGUCACAAUAAAAGGAAAAAAAGAAGUGAAGGAAAGAGCAGCCCUGGAGCUUGAAUGCCAUUUCUCAGACUAUAACCCACCAACAACUCAGUACAGCUACAGCUGGUAUCUAAAUGGGAAUCCUGUGAAUGGGGAGACUGGCAGAAUAUUACAGAUAAAUAACAUUACAGAGUCCCAUUCUGGCACCUACAGCUGCAAUGUGCAGAACCGAGCGGGACGUUCCAAUUCCACAGGCUUUGCUGUCACAGUCAUGUAUUCUCCUAAAAAUGUAACAGUUGUUAUAUCUGAUGGGAAGAAGGAAAGGAAAGAAGAUGAUAAGGUGCGUUUAUCCUGUCUCAGUGAUGCCAACCCUGCUGCAGACAACUUUAUUUGGUACAAACACGUGAGAAAUGAGCCUAAAAAACGGAGACCUGAGCAAAGGCAGAAUAUAACUGUGACUGUGGGGUGGGACAGAGAUAGAUUCUCCUGCAUUGCAAGGAACCCACGGGGACCUGGAAAGUCCAAGAUUUUGGAGCUGCAGGUUUUAUAUAAAGCCAAAAAUGUCACAAUAAAAAGAAAAGAUGAAGUGAAGGAAGGAGCAGCCCUGGAGCUUGAAUGCCAUUUCUCAGACUAUAACCCACCAACAACUCAGUACAGCUACAGCUGGUAUCUAAAUGGGAAUCCUGUGAAUGGGGAGACUGGCAGAAUAUUACAGAUAAAUAACAUUACAGAGUCCCAUUCUGGCACCUACAGCUGCAAUGUGCAGAACGGAGCGGGACCUUCCUAUUCCCCAGGCUUUGCUGUCACACUGAUGUCCACACAGACUGGACUUCCCAUGAGGUUUAUACUCGGGGGUGGAGCUGGUGCUGUAUUUGUCAUACUAUUGGUUCUUGGUCUAUGUUUAGUUCUUAGAAAGUUACAGAAAGGGGAAGAUCGAGGAGGAAGAAGAGCUGAGUCCGAUUAUGAGGAUGUUCACCCCACUGAAAGCCGCUACACAGCCCUGCAGAUGAGAGACAUGUCUGAUGUAACAAAGAAUCCCCAGGCCACCGAGAGUCCCUACACUGCCCUACAGACAAGAGACACAGAUGUGUAUGAAGUAAUCAAGAAAUCUGUACCUCCUGUUGUAAAAUAUAAAAGCCCUAAAUCUAUCAGCAACGUUGAUCCAAAUGACUGCAGCAAGGUGCGGCUACCAUUGAGCUCAUCAUACACACAACCCAAAGCGCUGAGCUUUCCUGACGAUUAUUAG
Molecule: messenger RNA, 1745 nt
Organism: Xenopus tropicalis (tropical clawed frog)
Lineage: Eukaryota; Metazoa; Chordata; Amphibia; Anura; Pipidae
Product: B-cell receptor CD22
Exons: 12
Coding region: 39-1745 (568 amino acids)
Source: RefSeq, a predicted model, not a curated record